AUGCCAGGCCAGUCAGCCCCGCCACUUCGCUUAGGGGUGGCUUUGUUCCCAGGUUUCCAAGCCCUGGAUGUAUUUGGUCCCUUGGACUACUUGAACGGUCUCUCAAAAACAGAAAGUCUUACACUGGCUGUCAUCUCCUCGACCUUGGAGCCCGUGUCGACAGCUGUAUCCAAAUUUCCCAACGCAAUCACUCAAAGUGUCGUCCCAACGCAUACAUUUGCAGCUGCACCACCGCUAGAUGUUCUGCUUGUCCCGGGAGGCCUGGGCACACGUGGAGAUAGCCCGCUGAUUGAAGAAGUCAUCACUUUCAUUCAAGAUACCUAUCCGAAACUCAGGUACCUGAUUACCGUCUGUACUGGCGCUGGACUUGCCGCGCGGGCCGGGGUCCUGGAUGGCAAAAAGGCGACUACCAAUAAGAAGGCAUGGUAUGAAACUGUGGCUUUAAGGUCUCAGGUGGAGUGGGUAUCGCAUGCGAGAUGGGUGGCCGAUGGUAACAUUUGGACUUCUUCGGGCGUUAGUGCUGGGAUGGACGCGACACUUGCUUGGAUUGCGGAAGUUUUUGGCGAGAAGACGGCUACGGAUAUUGCCAAUGGAAAUGAGUACACGCGACAGGAAGAUUCUAGUAUAGAUCCUUUUGCCGAUCUAUAUGGCCUGUGA
Molecule: messenger RNA, 657 nt
Organism: Penicillium verhagenii
Lineage: Eukaryota; Fungi; Ascomycota; Eurotiomycetes; Eurotiales; Aspergillaceae
Product: DJ-1/PfpI family protein
Exons: 2
Coding region: 1-657 (218 amino acids)
Source: RefSeq, a predicted model, not a curated record